AUGCCGGUUAUGAAAGGAUUGCUAGCGCCUCAAAACACAUUUCUGGACACUAUCGCGACGCGUUUUGACGGCACACACAGUAACUUCAUCCUGGCCAACGCGCAGGUGUCGAAGGGCUUCCCCAUCGUAUACUGCUCGGAUGGCUUCUGCGAGCUGACGGGCUUCGUGCGCACCGAGGUGAUGCAGAAAAGCUGCGCCUGCAGGUUUCUGUACGGCCCCGAGACCAGCGAGGCCACCGUCCUGCACAUCGACCACGCCCUCGAGGACAAGAAGGAGUUCAAAGGGGAGAUCAUCUUCUACAAGAAGACUGCCGCUGUGUUCUGGUGCCUGCUGGACAUCGUUCCCAUUAAAAAUGAGAAGGGGGAUGUGGUCCUUUUCCUGGCCUCCUUCAAGGACAUCACCGACACCAAGGUGAAGGUCAUUCCAGAGGACAAGAGGGAAGAGAAACGCAAGGGCCGUGUGAAAAGCCAGUCAGCCUUCAGCGCCGCGCGACUCCGGGGCGGGACCGUCCUCUACCACAUCUCCGGACACCUGCACAGCCGAGAGAGGAAGAGCAAGAUAAAACUCAACAAGAACGUGUUUGGAGACCCCCCCGCCCUCCCUGAGUACAAGGUCGCCGACGCCAAGAAGUCCAAAUUCAUCCUGCUGCACUACAGCACCUUCAAGGCGGGCUGGGAUUGGCUGAUUCUGCUGGCCACCUUCUACGUGGCCGUCACCGUGCCCUACAACGUCUGCUUCAUCGGGUUCGACGACCUCACACGCAGCACCACCGUCAGCGACAUCGCCGUGGAGAUCCUCUUCAUAAUCGACAUCAUCUUCAGCUUCCGCACCACCUACGUCAGUAAGUCCGGCCAGGUGAUCUUCGAGGCACGGCUCAUCUGCAUUCACUACGUCACCACCUGGUUCAUCAUCGACCUGGUGGCCGCGCUGCCCUUUGACCUCCUGUACGCCUUCAAAGUCAGCGUGGCCUCGGUGGUGCACCUGCUGAAGACGGUCAGGCUGCUGCGUCUGCUGCGCUUGCUGCAGAAGAUGGACCGCUACUCUCAGCACAGCACCGUGGUGCUCACCCUGCUGAUGUCCAUGUUCGCCCUGCUCGCCCACUGGAUGGCCUGCAUCUGGUACGUCAUCGGCAAGAAGGAGAUCGAGGCCAACGCCAAGAGCUGGGACAUCGGCUGGCUGCACGAGCUGGGGAAGCGGCUGGAGUCUCCGUACGGCGGCGGGGUGAACGGCUCCGCAGGACCGCCCCUGCGCAGCGUCUACAUCGCCUCCCUGUACUUCACCCUCAGCAGCCUGACCAGCGUGGGCUUCGGCAACGUCUCCGCCAACACCGACGCCGAGAAGAUCUUCUCCAUCUGCACCAUGCUGAUCGGAGCACUGAUGCAUGCCCUGGUCUUUGGGAAUGUGACGGCCAUCAUCCAGCGCAUGUACUCUCGCUGGUCCCAGUACCACAUGCGCACCAAAGACCUGAAGGACUUCAUCCGGGUGCAUCAUCUGCCCAGCCAGCUCAAACAGCGCAUGCUGGAAUACUUCCAGACCACCUGGUCCGUCAACAACGGCAUCGACGCCAACGAGCUGCUGAAGGACUUCCCCGACGAGCUGCGCUCUGACAUCACCAUGCACCUGAACAAGGAGAUCCUGCAGCUGUCCCUCUUCUCGUCGGCCAGCAGGGGGUGCCUGCGCUCCCUCUCCCUGCACAUCAAGACGUCGUUCUGCGCCCCGGGGGAGUUCCUGCUGCGGCAGGGCGACGCGCUGCAGGCCAUAUUCUUCGUCUGCUCCGGCUCCAUGGAGGUGCUGAAGGACGGCAUGGUGCUGGCCAUCCUGGGGAAAGGAGACCUGAUCGGGGCGAACAUGUCCCCAGAAGAGCGUGUGAUAAAGACGAAUGCGGAUGUGAAGGCGCUGACGUACUGCGACCUGCAGUGUGUGAGUCUGCGUGGGCUGUACGAGGUGCUGGACCUGUACCCCGAGUACGCCCACCGCUUCGUCCAGGACAUCCAGCAGGACCUCACCUACAACCUGCGGGAGGGGCACGAGUCCCACGUAAUCUCGAGACUGUCCAACAAAUCAUCAGUUCCACAGGCAGGAGGAAAAGGGAACGGGCAAAUCGCCACUCGCCGCCCAGCGAUUAUUGAGUAUGAGGAGGAGGAGGAGGAAGAUGAGAGCAGUCCGAUUUGUCCAGAUUCGGAGAGGAAGCAGGGCUUUUACCCUAGAGAGGCACGUGAGGGGAACUCGUCAGGACUCAGACCAGAGCGGACCGACACAUGCUGUGCUGACCUGGGAAAGAAGAUCAAGAUCCAACACCCUACUGUACAGAACCAGGACCCCUCAGAUCUCAGCCCAAGGAUUGUGGAUGGUACUGAAGACAGCGUGGGCACUGAGAGCUCUCCAGCCUUCCAGUUCUCCCAGACCCAGCGGCCCCCAUCCUGUGGCCUGGCCAGCCCUGCAGGUAUUCACUCCAUCAGCACGGCCGAGCUGGCAGCAAAGGCGGAAGAAACAAGGGGACACUUACAGCAGCUAAACCAGGAGGUGAGUGCCCUGGGCCAGGAAGUGGCUGAUUUGGGACAGUCCAUGAGGAGAAUGAUGGCGCUGAUGGAGGGGCUUUUCUCUGCCCCCCAGCCUCCACCCGUCUGCCCCACCCGCUCUGCGGACUGCCUCCUCUCCUACACGACCCGGAGCACCCCACCCCAAACCUGUCGACGGCACCCCCAGCCGGAGGGCCCUUGCACAGACCCUGCCCUGACUCCGCCCCUUGCCACGCCCAGCCUGUGGCAUGUGCAAGCUGGGCGUGCCGCGGAGAGUGUCCCCAGGACAGGGUCUCCUCUGCUCUCCGGGGGCGGAACUCCAAGAACCAUCUCCCUCCACAUGGAAGCCCUAACCCGCCAGCCCCAGUACCCCGCGACCACCCCGAGGCCCCCGCUCCCCUUCCCCUUCUCCCCAUGCAGUGACCCCCUGAGGCUCAGCCAGGCAGCAGCCCCCCAGACCCCCCCACGGUCGCCCUCCGCCUGCUCCACACCUGAAAACGUUUCCUGGACACCCUGCGCCCACCGGUCCAGAUCGCACAGCCUCGCUGGUGCCCCCGCCCCCCCCUCACCGAGCCCCAGGGGUUUCCCCAUCAGAGUCCCCUCCUCUCCCGGGGGCAGUCUCACCCUGAGGGGACAGACCCCUGCUGGCAGUGUCCUGCUGUGGUCAGUAGGGGGCGCUCUGCUCUGCCUGCUGCCCUCCACCCCGCCGGACGAGCUGCACCGGGUGCUCUCAGGUGUUCCUGUUGGGGGAAUGAUCCAGGAGCCUCUGAAGCUGCAGAAGGCCCUGCAGGAUGUGGCUCAGAGCCGGUCGGCAGCUGAUUCAGCGCUUCUGAGGCAGGAGAGUGAUUGA
Molecule: messenger RNA, 3369 nt
Organism: Megalops cyprinoides (Indo-Pacific tarpon)
Lineage: Eukaryota; Metazoa; Chordata; Actinopteri; Elopiformes; Megalopidae
Gene: kcnh8
Product: potassium voltage-gated channel, subfamily H (eag-related), member 8
Exons: 18
Coding region: 1-3369 (1122 amino acids)
Biological process (GO): potassium ion transmembrane transport; regulation of membrane potential
Cellular component (GO): membrane
Molecular function (GO): voltage-gated potassium channel activity
Source: RefSeq, a predicted model, not a curated record